Molecule: messenger RNA, 902 nt
Organism: Magnolia sinica
Lineage: Eukaryota; Viridiplantae; Streptophyta; Magnoliopsida; Magnoliales; Magnoliaceae
Exons: 3
Coding region: 103-606 (167 amino acids)
Source: RefSeq, a predicted model, not a curated record
UCCUCUCUUGUGUGUGUGCUUUUCCUCUCUUGUGUGUGCUUUCGUAUAAAAGAGGGAGAUUAGUAAAGGAGAAGAGAGAGAGAGAGAGAGAAGAAAAGGAAAAUGGUGAGAAUCUUUUCUCGUUUUCAAGGCUACAGGAGAUUCCAUUCCCCCUUCUUGGAUAAGGACUGCCUGCUCCCAAAGGGAGCUGAAGCGACUGGGAAAGCCGAAGCCGGAGAAGGACCGGUCCAUGGUGUUGUCAUUGCAGCCAGUGGAAGCCGUUAUGGGAUCGAAUCCGAAGUUGAAUUUAAGCCAAUAGAGCACCCUCUCGAGCCCACCGACGAAGAUCAACCUGUUAAAUGCCCAAUGCCCAACUCCUCUGUUCUCAAUGACGGAGCCACUCGGAAGGAGCGGGCCGUAGAAAGCCUUCGGAAGAGGGUGGAAUUCUCGGCGACGAACGAAGAAGAAGAUGGCAUGGUUGUUGAUAUGCAGCCACCAGCACGCGCCGUGCGCAAGAGGCACCAGACUCUCACCCGUGACCGUAUUAGGCUCCCGUCGGUCCUGGCCCCACCACAAAGUAGUACCAUCUUACAGAUGCUCCGAGAAUGUAACGAGUUUGAAUCUUGAUGAGCAGCAAGUGGCCUGCUGCGGAUUCCACCAUUACAAAUCUCCAGAUAUUCAUCUGAGUUUCAAGAAAUGUAGUUGCUGUGGAGGAUCAGAGACAGACUCCCGGUGUUUUUUUUUUCCCUUCUUCUUGAGAUCUUGAGAAGGGGUUUUUUCGUUUUUCGUUUUUGUUUUUGUUUUAGAUGAGAAAUGCCUUUUGGGGGAUUCUUGUAAAUAAUGCUCUUGAACCCAUAUCACUGCUACUAGCUUUUAUGGUCUAGAUGUUACUGUUCUUUAUAUAUACAAUAAUCUUGCAUAUC